Messenger RNA from Carya illinoinensis, 912 nucleotides. Its product is annotated as germin-like protein subfamily 1 member 13. Gene Ontology annotation, molecular function: manganese ion binding. Gene Ontology annotation, cellular component: cell wall. Bases 90 to 776 code for a protein of 228 amino acids. NCBI's taxonomy places the organism in Eukaryota, Viridiplantae, Streptophyta, Magnoliopsida, Fagales, Juglandaceae. The record is from RefSeq and is a predicted model, not a curated record. The transcript is spliced from 2 exons.
CAUAAUAUUGCAACGUAUCUCUCUCAACCCUCACCCGACCAAUACUACUACACAGAUUUUUUUACUAAAAGUUAGAGACAGCCUCCAACAUGAUGAAAGGUAGUGUUCUCAUGUACCAGGUUGCAACCGUGGCCCUGUUGGCCUUGGCUUGCUCUCUCGCCUUUGCCUAUGAUCCUAGUCCUCUUCAGGACUUCUGUGUUGCAGUCGACAAGUAUGAUUUUGUUGCAUUUGUAAAUGGAAAGUUCUGCAAGGAUCCAAAGAAUGUCAAAGCCGAAGACUUCUUCUUCUCGGGGCUAAAUAUUGCCACAGACACCUCAGGUCAACUAGGGACGAAUGCCACCAACGUUUUUGUGGAUCAAUUACCAGGCCUCAACACUCUAGGCAUAUCCAUAGCUCGCAUUGACUAUGCACCAUAUGGCGUGAAUCCUCCACACAUACAUCCUCUUGGCACUGAGCUUCUUAUAGUCUUGGAGGGUACUCUAUUAGCUAGCUUUGUCACCUCUAACCAAGCAGAUGGAGAAAACCGCCUCUUCACCAAAGUUCUAAAUGCCGGAGAUGUCUAUGUAUUCCCAAUUGGUCUCAUUCACUUCCAGAUGAAUAUUGGAAAAUCCAAAGCCAUUGCCUUAGCCAGUUUUAACAGCCAAAAUCCGGGGGUUAUCACCAUAGCCAAUGCAGUCUUUGGAUCUGAGCCUCCCAUCAAUCCCGAUAUUCUCACCAAGGCCUUCCAAGUAGACAAGAAUCUGAUUGAAUAUCUUCAGAAACAAUUCGGAAAAUAGAAAUAUAGAAUAUAAUAACCAUGCUAAUGAACCAUUAAACCGUUCGAAUAAACUGAAAGUUUUCAUAUAUGUUUCCUUUAUUGUAAUAUCAUUUGAAUAAUUAUAAUGAAAUAAGAUGGUUCAUUGUGUACUCUCA